Molecule: messenger RNA, 1878 nt
Organism: Phlebotomus papatasi
Lineage: Eukaryota; Metazoa; Arthropoda; Insecta; Diptera; Psychodidae
Product: juvenile hormone esterase-like
Exons: 6
Coding region: 33-1766 (577 amino acids)
Source: RefSeq, a predicted model, not a curated record
AGUCGGUGUUAAACUCUUGAACGUAUAGUACAAUGAAGUUUCUUCUCAUCCUUGGAACACUAAUUUUUAAUUUUGUGCCGAACGAUGCCCGCAUAUCGGAAGCAUUGAAAGUGACCCUUUCACAUGGAGGAGAAUUAAUUGGGAAAUACCUCAGUUCACAUUCAGGCAAUGGAAUACGGGCUUUCAUGGGAAUUCCAUACGCUGAACCUCCAAUAAGGUCAUUGAGAUUCAAUAAUCCUGUACCCAAAGCACCGUGGGUGGGUGCUCUUGAAGUAAAUCGUGAACCAUUGGGAUGCCUUUCUUAUGACUAUCUUUUUGAUGGCAAUGUAUCUGUUGGAAGUGAAGAUUGUUUGUAUUUAAAUGUUUAUGUACCACUGAGGCCAUUGAAGAAAGGUCCGCUACCGGUAAUGGUGUUUUUCCAUGGUGGAGGAUUUCAAUCUGGAAAUGGAGGAAAAACUCUCUAUGGUCCAGAUUACCUACUCGAUCAUGAUGUAAUUUUAGUUACUGGAAACUAUCGUCUUGGAGUUUUUGGAUUUUUCAGUACAAAUACACCAGAUUGUCCGGGAAACUUUGGUCUUAAGGAUCAAGUGGAAAUUCUCAAAUGGGUCCAAAAUAACAUUGAAACUUUUGGUGGUGAUAAGAACUCUGUAACUAUUUUUGGAGAAAGUGCAGGGGGUGCUAGUGUAACAUUCCACACUAUAUCUCCACUCUCCCAGGGAUUGUUUCAUAGAGUAAUUUCACAGAGUGGAACUCAUUUCACUCCAUGGGCUCUACAAAGUGGUAAAAUUGCCGCGAAACGCGCAAGAAAAUUGGCCAGUGUUAUCAAAUGUCCAGAUGAAGAGGAAAAUGUGAAAGAAAUGAUUGAAUGCCUUCGUUGUAUAUCGGCAAAAGAAAUUAAUUCUCAUUUUUAUGAUUUCUUUGAAUGGAACAUAUUUCCAAUUAUAUACUGGGGUCCUAUAGUUGAACCCCCAAAUCAAUACAGAUUUCUCGAUGACGACCCAUGGAAUGUUACCCGAGGAAAUGAUAUUCCAGUCAUUAUAGGAUUAACCACAAAUGAAGGAGUUAUGAUUAGCGUUUCACUUUUAAAAAGUCAAAAAUCUAUAGAAGACAUCCAAAGUCAAUCGAAUCGUCUGAUUCCUUAUAUCCUUUCCAUGCAAGACUACUCCACAGCUACCAAAAAUAAUAUAACAACUUUGAUAAAUGAAUUCUACUUUAAUAACAAUGAAGUAGACAUGAGAGAUUCAGAAAUGUUUAAUAGAUUUACAGAUGUACUAUCAGAUGGAUUUUUCUUAACGGGUGUUGAGAAUUUUCUACAACAGCGUUUGCAGGAGAGUCUAUCUUCAAACACAUAUCUCUAUUUAUUCAAUCAUAAGGGUGAAAGUAGUUUCUCAGAACUAUUCCUGAAUGAUCAUGAAUCUGAACAUGGUGUCUCCCAUAUGGAUGACUUGAUCUACCUGUUUCCGGUCAUGAAAGAAAAUUUCUUCAAAGGUGUUCCAACAGAGAUUGACGACAAUAUAAGACAAAGCAUAGUAACGCUAUGGGUUAACUUUGCAGAAUUUGGAAAUCCUACACCUUUUCAAGACAAAAAUCCGCAACCCCUCUGGAAUGCAGCAGGAUCAUUCCCAUAUGAUUACUUGAGAAUUGGUAAUUAUAACUCAACAAAUAAGCCAAUACUCGCAAUGGAACAUGGACUGUAUGAGGAAAGAGCGAAGCUUUGGAAGAAAAUCACCUCAAUUAUGAAUGCAUCAGAGAUAGAGACAAACUAGCUUUUUCAAAUAUCGUCAAUAUUUCAAGGAUUAAUGUAAAUAUUAUCGGAAAGAUUUCAACUUUCCUUGAAAAUGAGCAACCAAAAUAAAAUAUCUGCUAAUUAUUCAUGCA